This is a messenger RNA of Linepithema humile (Argentine ant), 2340 nucleotides long. NCBI's taxonomy places the organism in Eukaryota, Metazoa, Arthropoda, Insecta, Hymenoptera, Formicidae. The record is from RefSeq and is a predicted model, not a curated record.
UUGAUAAGUAUUUCUCGAUUUAUAAUUCUCAUUAUCUUAAUAUUUCAGAAAGUUUAUCCCCGGCCUCAAUUACAAGAACGCAAAAGUGAUAGAGAAUGCAAGAAGAAAUGUGCGAAAAAUCAAGUUAAAAAUUAAUUCGAGAAGGAAUGAACGUUCAAGUUAAGGAUCAAUUCAAGAAACACAUUUUUUAACACACUUUAUACGGCAAUCUCUCGUGCAACAGGAACGCAAAAGUGAUAGAGAAUGCAAGAAGGGAAUGAACGUUCAAUUCAAGAAACAAUUCAAGAAACAUUUUUAGCACAAUUCUUUAUACAAAAAUCCUUUGUGCAACAGAAAGUUUAUCCCAAGCGUCAAUUACAGGAACGCAAAGAUGAUACAGAAUGCAAAAAGGAAUGAACGUUCAAUUCAAGAAUCAAUUCAAGAAACAUUUUUAGCACACUUCUUUAUUCAGCAAUUCUUUGUGCAACAGAAGGAUGCCUGAAUCUCGCGGUAUGUCACAUGCCGAUCUUGCUCAAUCAUUUUACGCACAGCAUCAAUAUUAGUGGCAACAACAGACGUGGAUGGACGAUCUUCACGAAAUUCGUCACUAAGAAAGAAAGUUUAUCUUAGACCUCAAUUACAGAAACGCAAAAGUGAUAGAGAAUGCAAGAAGGAAUGAACGUUCAAUUCAAGAAUCAAUUCAAGAAACAUUUUUAGCACAAUUCUUUAUACAGCAAUUCUUCUUGCAACAGAAAGUUUAUCCCAGGCCUCAAUUACAGGAACGCAAAAGUGAUAGAGAAUGCAAGAAGGAAUGAGCGUUCAAGUUAAGAAUUAAUUCAAGAAACACACUUUUUUGCACACUUGAUUCUUCAUACGGCAAUCUUUUGUGCAACAGGUGUGCGAUAUAAUCUUGAUUCAUGGACGAAAUAUGGACAAAAUAUCAACUGGAAAGACAAAUUUUAAGAUUGCCGCAUUGGGAGCAACGCGCGUCACCGCGCGUACAAGUACACCUCUCUUGACACGCAAUAAAUUGGUCCCGUCGAAAAUUGGUACAAAAGUGACGCAACAGAGAAGACGCUUAGCGAUGUUACAACUGUUGUACUCUUUGGUGUAGUACUUACAAAAGGCAUUUACAACAGGAAAUCUACAGGAACCAUCUAUGGGUCAAUGGAAAUCUGAGAAACAUCAAUUAAAGAAACAGUUAAGAGCAAUUUUGGCAGCACAUGGAGGAUCAACACAAUUUUAUAGAUGGUAUGAGGAACAUGGAAACAACAAUGAAAAUCUGAGAAACAUAUCAAUAAUACCGCAAGGAUAACUUAUGUGGAUCACAUGAGGAUCUGAAGCUGCUUUGAGGAGUGCAAUAACGGAACGCGGAAAGAAUGCCAAGCUGCGCCGGUUUGAUUAGAUUAAUCAGACGACGUUUCGUUCUUGCGCUCAUCUUCGCUCUGUCACUAACAUAUUGUAUCUUUUCGUUGAUUCGAAAUGAAAAGAAAACAUCAUUAAAUCUAAACAGCAAUCUUGAGGAUAUAAUGGAUCAUAUGAUGAUCAAUGAUAACAAGGAAGACUUAAUACCUGAUGAUAAUAUGUUAGAAGAAUUAAAAGCAUCUGAUAAAUGGCAGAUGGACAUACUUGAUUCUGCAGUUAAUGAUAAUACAGGAAACAUGGACAUAUUCAAUGAAAGCGAUGCUUCCAUUCAACUGUGUCGCAAUUCUAUUCAAGGAAAGGGUUUGAUAGUAGAUGAGCGUGGCUUAGUGUGUUCAAGACGUGAAGUUCUGCCAAACGGGUGUUGUAAAAUAGAGCAAAAACAGAUUGCAAAAAAAGAACAGGCAUUGUCUGUGGUUAAGAGAGAAAGAUACAGCUGUAAAACGUGCAAUCCACAAGGAUGCUGCAUGAUUUAUGAAUAUUGCGUCUCCUGUUGUCUUCACCCUGACAAACAAAUAAGAGGUCGGAAGAACAUACUAUUAGGAUUCACAAAAGCGCAAAGAAACGAGGAGAAAACGCACAUUCGCAAUUCGGAUCGCUUUCAGAUUUGUCUAGCGAUCUGUCGCACGUCAAGCUCCAGCGUGCAACACGAGAAUAUUUAUAAGGAUCCUCACGCAAAACACUGCUAUACCUCAAAUUCUCAGCGACACCAACGCAAUAUUAAUUCAUUAAAUAAUAACGGCGAGAAUCCCGCCGUCAUCGUUACUUUUUCUUUUGUGGUAGCAUUAUUUAUCCAUUUCUCUCCCGAAAUCUCGUAUCAUUCGUUGAAUGAAUCCCAUAUACCCUGUUAUGUUAACGUAAUUUCUCCUAACUGUAUGUUAACAUUACAUCAUAAUUUUGAAAUACACAUUGAGUAAUUAAAUUGUUAAACCUUUAAAA